AUGUUUCGAUCCGUCCUCACGGCAGGUGCGGGCGCCCUGACGACGGUCCCGGCGUUCUUUCUGUGGACGAGGAACUGCAACAUAGAAGAUCUCCCUACCACCGACGAACUGUUCCGCAACGCUUGGUUUGCCAAGUACAAUCCGACACCGGCACCGAAAGCGGAAAUGCGUGAUGUCUGCGUGAGACGGUAUCCAUUGAGCCAAAUACGGCCGGAGCUGGUGGAAGAUGCGCGCAGAGGUGGGACGGCCAUGAUUGAAUCUUUCAACCAGGGCAUCUGGGGUGGAUUUGGCUACGCGUUCCAGCGAUGGUACCUGCGCCAGCGCUACGGCGCGCUGCCCGAGACGCAAUCGCAGCUAUGGACGAAGCAGUCGUUGCUGCAGAGCAAGUACGACACCGGCACGGCAUUCACUGACCACCUGGUCGUGCUAAACAAGACGCCGCAGUCGAUCAUCCUGCGUGGAGGGCAGUCGCCACGCAACCAGCCCGAGACGCCCCGCGACAUGGAUGGGCUACUCGAGAUCCAGGCAGUGCCGGACUUCGACAACGGCUACGUCGAUUUCAAGUUCAAAUCCGUCUUCUUCGCCGGUACAGGGUUCGACGCAUCGUCUGGUGCCAAGGUCGUUCCGGAUCCUCUUGUUUGGGCGCACAAGCAGUACACCAAGCUGCUGGUGGAAUCCGGGCUGCGUCGCGUGAGGAAUCAGGUGUGGUUUUCUGGAGGGUGA
Molecule: messenger RNA, 723 nt
Organism: Fonsecaea erecta
Lineage: Eukaryota; Fungi; Ascomycota; Eurotiomycetes; Chaetothyriales; Herpotrichiellaceae
Exons: 2
Coding region: 1-723 (240 amino acids)
Source: RefSeq, a predicted model, not a curated record